Strongyloides ratti is the source of this 309-nucleotide messenger RNA. RefSeq names its product Protein phosphatase 1 regulatory subunit 11. Gene Ontology annotation, molecular function: protein serine/threonine phosphatase inhibitor activity; protein phosphatase 1 binding. The record is from RefSeq and is a predicted model, not a curated record. NCBI's taxonomy places the organism in Eukaryota, Metazoa, Nematoda, Chromadorea, Rhabditida, Strongyloididae. Gene Ontology annotation, cellular component: nucleus. The transcript is spliced from 3 exons. Bases 1 to 309 code for a protein of 102 amino acids.
AUGUCUAAUAUUAGAAUUUCUAAUGAUAGUCCCUCAACAACAAUUACUGAGACUUCAGAAACUAAUUCAAGACCAGAUUCUGGUGGUGAAACAUUGAUACUUAGAUUAUCAGGACAAGAAACAAAUAAUGGUGCAAGAGUACACUGGUCCACAAAUACUGUUGAUAAUGAGCAUAUGAAUAAGAAGAAAAGUAAAUGUUGCUGUAUUUAUAAAAAGCAACGUCGAUGGGAUGAAGAUUCUUCUGGUUCUGAUGAAGAAAUGGAAACUGAACAUUGCCGUGGACAUGUUGAAAAGAAAUGUAACCAUUAA